Phyllostomus discolor (pale spear-nosed bat) is the source of this 1476-nucleotide messenger RNA. It is a transcript of the gene HMX2, whose product is annotated as H6 family homeobox 2. The transcript has 3 exons. The record is from RefSeq and is a predicted model, not a curated record. Gene Ontology annotation, cellular component: nucleus. Gene Ontology annotation, molecular function: DNA-binding transcription factor activity, RNA polymerase II-specific; RNA polymerase II transcription regulatory region sequence-specific DNA binding. Gene Ontology annotation, biological process: regulation of transcription by RNA polymerase II. NCBI's taxonomy places the organism in Eukaryota, Metazoa, Chordata, Mammalia, Chiroptera, Phyllostomidae. Bases 92 to 913 code for a protein of 273 amino acids.
CGCGCGAGACGCCCAGGGCGCCCUCCUCUCCUGACUCCCAGAGUGCGCGCUGCGGGGCACCGCUGGGGGGGAAGAGGAGGAGGCAAGAAGGAUGGGCAGCAAGGAAGAUGCGGGCAAGAGGUGUCCGGCGGCCGGCGGCGUCUCCAGCUUCACCAUUCAGUCCAUCCUGGGCGGGGGCCCCUCGGAAGCGCCACGGGAGCCCGCCGGCUGGCCGGCCAGGAAGCGCAGCCUGUCCGUGUCCUCGGAGGAGGAGGAGCCGGACGACGGCUGGAAGGCACCCGCCUGCUUCUGCCCAGACCCGCACGGCCCCAAGGAGCCGGGCCCCAAGCACCACCCCCCCAUCCCCUUUCCUUGCCUGGGUAACACCAAGGGCAGCGGAGGCGCAGGGCCGGCGAGCUCUCAACACACGCCUUUCCUUUCUCCUUCGCACCCGGACUUUAAGGAAGAGAAAGAGAGGCUCCUCUCCGCGGGCUCCCCGUCGCCAGGGUCCGAGCGGCCGCGGGACAACGGAGCCGAGCGGCAGGCCGGCGCAGCCAAGAAGAAGACGCGCACGGUCUUCUCGCGCAGCCAGGUGUACCAGCUCGAGUCCACCUUCGACAUGAAGCGCUACCUGAGCAGCUCGGAGCGCGCCUGCCUGGCCUCCAGCCUGCAGCUCACGGAGACCCAGGUCAAGACUUGGUUCCAGAACCGCCGCAACAAGUGGAAGCGGCAGCUCUCGGCCGAGCUGGAGGCGGCCAACAUGGCGCACGCCUCCGCGCAGACUCUGGUGGGAAUGCCGCUGGUGUUCCGGGACAGCUCGCUGCUGCGCGUGCCGGUGCCGCGCUCCCUCGCUUUCCCCGCGCCACUCUACUACCCGGGCAGCAACCUCUCGGCCUUACCGCUCUACAACCUCUAUAACAAACUCGACUACUGACCGGGGCGCCGGCUCGGCGCCUCCCCGCGCGCCUCUGGCCGCCCGCGCGCCUGGCGCGCGCCGCCCGCUCCCAGGGCUCCGGAGCGCGGCAGCGUAGUGCCAGAAAUAUUAAGAAAUACACCAUGUGUAUUCAUUAUCUUUUAUUUAUGGCCUCGGCCCUACUUUUUGUUUUGAUUGUUUCGGGUACUUAUCAGCAUUCCUCAAAGCCAGAUCUCCUGCUUUCUACACCCCAAACAAACCAGUAUGCUUUGAAAACCAUUGUGGAAGGGAUAUUCUCGGGUGGUGGGAAAGGGAGUUUCGGCCAGAUCGACGUUGAUUGGUAGGAAAAAAAAAUUUGAAAAGCACCAACAAAGCCAGGUACACUACUCUCCCCUUCUAUACAUCUGUAUAUACGUACAUGCACACACGGCCAGCCACGCCAGCCCGUGGGGGCUUUGGACAAUUAUCUCAACGCCUCCUCCCGUUUCCCUCCUCCCGAGGAUGGGUAGGGGCAAAAGGGGGAGAUUUCAGAUCUGUAAAUAUUUUUAAAGAAAAUAAUAAAACAUUUUAAGCAUCGUUGCUAA